Messenger RNA from Suillus subalutaceus, 2169 nucleotides. RefSeq lists its product as uncharacterized. Gene Ontology annotation, molecular function: protein binding. The transcript is spliced from 2 exons. Bases 1 to 2169 code for a protein of 722 amino acids. Lineage: Eukaryota; Fungi; Basidiomycota; Agaricomycetes; Boletales; Suillaceae. The record is from RefSeq and is a predicted model, not a curated record.
AUGGCCACAGGUAAAUCGCCGUCGGCGUCUGGUCUCGUUGGCCAUUCUUCGUCAGUACAAGAUCAUGUGCAGUCGUCAUCCUAUCAAAGCAGAAAAUAUGCAGAUGUUCACAACAACGCGAAAUAUCGAGAACCACAGACAUCCGACCUUUUAAUGGGACCUGAUGACGAUAGCGAUGAUGAUGAAGAUGAUGAGGACGAUGAAGAUUAUAUACCUGAAGAUGACAAGACUUACACUGCCAGUGAAACAGGCUACUCCGUACGCGAAGGCGACUUGGACCUAGGUGGAGACGAAGAAAGUGAAGGCCGAGGUGAAGUGGAAGGGGAAGGCGAUGAAGGCGAAGAAGACGACGAAGACGAAGACGAAGAAGGUGAAAGUGAAGAUGAAGAUGAGGCUGAAAACAAACGUGUCGAACUUGAAGGCAGCGACGAAAAGGUUGAAAACAACCAUGGAGACAACGCUUCAGCUCAUGCUUCUCUGAAAAACGACAUCGAAGCAGCAAACACUAAUUCUGCAAGGUCGUUACCAGUGUUUCCUAGGCCUGGCUACAGCAACGAGCCUAGAGCUAAAUCAAAAGGGAGUUCACCAUGUAGCCUCAAGAGUACUCUAUCUCCCUCACCACCUCCCUGCGCGCCUUCUCAAUCUCAACCUUUCCCCCUACCAUCGUAUGACCCUAUGACUCCCUUGGACCCGAGUAUUGAUCUUUCCUUGAAGGGCGAUUUGCCGCUAAAGGCAGAGCUGGAAUCCUCUCCCGAGCCCGACUUUCCUUCCGUGUCUCAGAUGCUCGCAAAGACGCGUCCUUCGGCAUCGCAGCCUGCGAAAUCUACCUUUGAGAAAGGUCGGGCGCAAGGCUCUGCUCAUGUUUCUGCUAUCCGUUCACAGGACAUUGUCUCUUUGAAUGUCUCGAAGUCGCCGAUGGCGAUUCAUAAUGUCGCAUCUUCCCCCUCACUGUCGCAGCCCAAACGUCCACGUCCUGUGGCUUGCAAGGCGAAGCCACGGGCUCUGCCGAUUGAGCCUCGUAGCUCUUCGACUCUAUCCCAUUCCGCUACUCCUGGCGAUGAAGAUGGGGACAGGAACAAGAAUAACGGCAAGGGAAAGAGAAGGGCUUCGAUCGAAUCAUCUCACAGUGGUAAAGAGGAUAUCCCAAGGGAGAACCUCCGCCCCACAAAGCGUUCAAAGUUGGAACUAGCUGCACCUGUGCCGCACAAACACGAACAAUUCUGGAUCCUUGAUGGCAACACCGUCCUCGAGGUUGGAGGCGUGCUCUUCAAACUCCACCGUUCUAGGCUCGUUGAUCAGUCAACUUUUUUUGCUAACCUCUUGGAUGAGCAAGAUGUGCUUAUGGACGACAGUGUCGUAGUCGAAAGGGAUGAACAUGGCAUAGUAUACCACCUGUCGAACACCACGCCGACAGACCUCGAGGCAUUACUACAGCUCGAUAAGAACCCGAUGGAUUAUUAUUUCGUCCCCCCUGCAUUCCAAGUCUUGGCUGCUAUCCUUCGCGCAGCAACCAGGUUAGGUUUCGACACGUAUCGUGCGUUCGCCUUGAAACUCUUAGAAAAUGCUUGGUCCUCUUCUCUCGCGGAUCUCACCACGGAAAGUAAAUCCAAUGCAGCGGAAGUCGUGGUUCUCGCGCGGACCUGUGGCGUCGAAAGCGUCUUGAAGAGGGCUUUCUAUGAAAUGGUUCGGGUAACAGGCUACGGUCUCGGCGACGGCGAGUUGGACGGCGACGAUGGAAAAGAAUCCCAGGAAAUCAGUCGCGCAGACGAAAGACGUUUGGAACGCAUGAGAGAGCAUCUUAUCUCGGCCUGGUCACAGGUUGCGGUGCGCGUGGAUCGUUCCUUCAAAUGCCCCAACCGAACAAAGGGGACUUCUGGGACACCUGGGAGGGCUUAUAUCCUUGGAUCGUCCUCUACUUCAUCGCGUCUCCCUGGAUGUCCUUCUUUGUCUUCGAAGAAAGACGCUUGGGAGAGACGCGUGCACGACUCUGGGCUCUACGAGGAGUAUCAGUUUGACCCUUUGUGCGGACUUCAAGCCCUGAUCGACAUCAAAUGGGACGAGGAAGAAGGCUGGUGCUCAGACUGUGUGCAGGCAAGACGAGAAGCUUGGACAAGAAUGCGUCAGAAAACUUGGGGGCGCGUUGGAGUGUGGAUGGGUCUUGACAACUGA